This is a messenger RNA of Striga asiatica, 1867 nucleotides long. The record is from the annotation of a GenBank genome assembly. Lineage: Eukaryota; Viridiplantae; Streptophyta; Magnoliopsida; Lamiales; Orobanchaceae.
AUGAAAACCUCAAAUCCUCUCCUUCAGCCUCCACACAAACAAACCCCCCACCCUCUUCCUUUUCCAUUUCUGUCUCUCUCGACUCAGAUUUACUCCCAACCCAUACAUACACAACUGCUCCUCCUUUUCUCCCAAUCCCAAUUUCCCCCCCUUUUCCAGAAAGUAAUUCGAAUAAUGUCCUCCGAAAUGCAGACGAAUAGUGGCGAUUCAGAGCCUCAACAGAGUACUUCCCCCAAAGAGAACAAUGGCAACGGCAACGGCAGCAAUGACGGCGGCAACAGCGCCGGAAACAACAAGCCCCUGGCGGCUCUGCCGCCGCAGGUGGUCGCGGCGGUUCCCGGCCAGCCGUGGGUGGCGAUGCAGUACCCUGCGGCGACCAUGGUAAUGCCGCACGGGAUGAUGCCGCCGCCGCCCGCGCACUACAUACCCUCGCAUUACUUGCCUUACCACCACCACCCGCCGCUCGUUGCGCCGCUUCCUCCGCCGCCGCCGCAGGGAGGGGGGUCUAGCGGGGAGAACCGCACGAUCUGGGUUGGCGACCUCUGUGGCUGGAUGGAUGAGGAUUAUCUCCGUAAUUGCUUUGCUUCGACUGGAGAGGUUUACUCCAUAAAGGUGAUCCGCAACAAGCAGACGGGUAUCCCUGAGGGGUAUGGGUUUGUGGAGUUCUUGUCCCACUCGGCAGCCGAGAAGGUCCUCCAGACCUACUCUGGCCUGGCCAUGCCAAACACAGAUCAACUCUUCCGCCUCAACUGGGCUGCCUUCAGCGCUGGCGACAAGCGCUCGAACAACACCACCAACAACGCCACCAACGAUUCAGAUCUGUCCAUCUUUGUCGGUGACCUGGCGGCCGAAGUCACGGAUGCCCUUCUCCAUGAGACCUUUGCUAGCAAGUACCCCUCUGUCAAGGCUGCCAAGGUUGUGAUUGAUGCCAGCACGGGCCGCUCAAAGGGUUACGGUUUUGUGAGGUUUGGAGAUGACGCCGAGAGGACACAGGCUAUGACCGAGAUGAAUGGGGUUUACUGUGCGUCGAGGAAGAUGCGCAUUGGGGCUGCCACUCCCAGGAAGUCGUCUGGCUACCAACAACACUACUCGCCGCAAGGUGGAUACUCAAAUGGUUUCUCGGCCCAGGGUUCUCAGUCUGAUGGAGAUUCUGUGAAUGCAACAAUUUUUGUUGGGGGACUUGACCCUAACGUUACUGAUGAGGAUCUGAGGCAGCCAUUUUCGCAGUAUGGCGAAAUAGUGUCAGUCAAAAUACCAGCUGGAAAAGGAUGUGGUUUUGUUCAAUUUGCAAACAGAAUUGAUGCUGAAGAGGCCUUGCAGCAGUUAAGUGGUACAACAAUAGGGAAGCAAACUGUCCGUCUAUCUUGGGGACGUGAGAAAUGGAGAGCUGAUUUUGGACACCAAUGGACGGGCCCCUUCUAUGGCCCGCCUUUCUUUGACGGCUAUGGAUAUACAGUGCCACCUCCCCAUGACCCAAGUUUGUAUACAGCGGCAUACGGCCCAUACCCUAUAUACGGGACACACCAACAGCAAGUAAGCUGAAUGCACAAGAAAACCAAAAGAAAAUUAAACUGGAGUUAGCAUCACAUGCUUCCACUAAUUGAAUGUUGUGUGCUUGGUGUGUAUAAAUACUGUAAUGAUCUGUGGCCUGAAUUGUGGGGGCGGAAAUGAAUUUUGACCUUAAAAUUAGGCAAAGGUAGUUCUCUGUCCUUAGGACAUUACAUCCAGUGAACAUUUGUUUAGACGUUUGAGAGUGCACGCGUCGCGCAACUUCUUGGAUUGGAAUAAACGAUUUACCAAAGGGUAUUAAUUACACGAUUGAUGUGUUUUUAUUGUUUUUGAUUAUGAUGUCUAAUGGUUUGGAUUU